CGUGUUCACGCACGCUACCGAGGCAGGAGGCAUCGUAGUGAGUUAUUGCGCUUCAGAGCAGCAGCGACGGCAGCACCGCUACUGAGGAUGCGGUGACAGCCACAAUAAUAUUUCUGCACAAUAACAGAGACAGGUGUGUCUUAACAGCGUUGUUUGGAGUCGCCAGCGUUGAUCCGAGCGUCUUACAUCCUUUCAUUUUGAUGAGCGCACCCUCCCAUUGUCAACCUGCUGGGGGCCUAAAAGUGUGGAGCACACCCGGCUUUUAUGAAUGGGAUGCUCGGUUCGCAGGCUGACUGGAUUUAAGGAGCAUUACUCUUCAUUCCAAGGUCUCUAACAAGCAUCGCAUUCAAGAUCUAGAAGCUCUUUUCAUAGUCUGACUGCAUCUUUUCCUACUUCUUUGUGCAAAACAAAACACCUAAUCAGCCACCAUGCCGAUCUUAAAACAGCUAGUGUCUGGCUCCUCCCAGACCAAGCGGCGCUCACGCAUGGACCUGACCAGGGAGAUGAUCAGCGCCCCGCUGGGUGACUUCCGCCACACUAUGCAUGUAGGUCGCAGCGGUGAUGCCUUCGGAGACACCUCCUUUCUCAGCACCCGCUCUGGGGAGCCUCCCCCCGAGGCCACAUCCUUUCCCCGCUCCCCACGGCCUGGCCUCCUGUCUCGUACCUUCAGGAGCAGCAAACGCUCCCAGUCGGUGACCAGGGUGGAUCAGCAGAGCACCCUGGUGGUCCCAGGUGGGUCACCUACCUACGUGAAGAGCGCCAUGUCUCUGCCUUUCCUCAAUGACGAAGACAGAGGGGACAGCAUGGUUGCAAAGAGCCUGUCUUCGAGUCCUUUGAAGCAACACGACGAGGUGGACGGGAGAGGUGCAGCUGCUGCAGCCGCUCACAUCUUGGAGCUGGAGGAGGAAAACUUUGGCGAGCUGACCGAGCUCCCGGAGACCCCCAAUCACUAUGGAGGUGGCAUGAAGCACGCUGUGUCGGUGAUGUCUUUCCACGUCGACCUGGGGCCCUCCAUGCUGGGCGAAAUCCUAGGGGUGAUGGAAAAGGAAGACGACGAUCUCGGCUACGAGGAGGGCAAGAGCAGUGAGGGCCGCGCCUCACCACCCCUCAGCAUGCACGGCGAGGAAGAGGACAGCAUGGAGAAGGGAAAAGAUGAGGAUACAGAGGAGCAGAUGGAGGCAGAGGAAGAAGAAGAAGAAGUAAAAGAGGUGGAACUGCAGCAACAGCCCUCUAUGCACCCAGCCAGCUCUAUUGACCUGGGGCCCGAGAACGUAGGGCCCUACACCCCCGAGUACACCCCUGAGACACGGCCCAAACACUUGCAGCAUCUAGACAGCUGCUCCAUGUCCAGCUCUGGCUCUGCUGCCCUGGACGAGAAGCCGAACAGUCAGACCUAUGCAGGAGAUACAGACAGCGCCACCUUCAGUGCCCCGCCAGAGGAAGAGAGCAACUUCUCCUCUUUCUUGGAGGAUGAAGACGACGAGAUCCGCGUAUGAGAUUCCAAAGCCUUCAAAAAAAAAAAAAAAAAAAAGUAGGACAGAGCUCUGGAAAGGGGGUUUAUGUGAAACUAGCAAGUCCUUUGACAAUGUGGAUUUGUGCUUGAAGUCACUGUAGUUGGUUACUAUGGGAAUGGGACUGUGAAGAAGACUGAGGACUCUUACUUUGUAGGCCUUGCAAAGAGUGUGACUGCUCCUUUAGGAUGAGCCCAAACUCCAUCUGUCAGAGAGCCUUACCCUCCGCUUUCUGUUCGUCUGUCAAUCCGGUUCCUCCCUUUUUGAACACUGAGGGAGCUGACAUGGAAGAGCAGCCACAUAUUUGAAUAUGGAACAUUCCAGAAGUACGCAGGGAGGACGGGUUAGAAAGGAACUUUUGUAGGAAAAACACUUUCCAUAACUAAAGCUCAGUUCACGCUCUCUCUCUCCCCCAUUCUGUCUUCUCUCACUUGACGUGUCACAUGUGCUUUUUUCAUUUGGUUCGCCUCUCUCCCCCUCGCUCUUUCUCUUUCUUUCUUUCUUUCUUUCUUUCUUUCUCUCUCUCUCCCUUUCUCUCGCUCUCUCGUUGUUGUGCUUUCUCUCUCUGGCUGUGGGACAUCAUGAGGCCCGAACAGAAGGUCUCUGUCACUGCAGGAUCACUGGUGGGUAUCUCGUCACUAUAAGGGGGGGUGGGGUGGGGGUGCUGUGUUUGUCACUGGAGUGUGAAGUCCUGCCUUGAGCCGCUUUCAUUUGAAAAUAUUAUACAAGUACCAUAGAUCUGUCAGACUUUUCUCCCUUAUGUAACUCAGGGUCCUUGUGACACUGCACAAAGUCUGCCAUUCCCCGGCUGUAAAGCUUGGACCACAAAAAGCCCAAACCAAAAUUCUCCUCUCGCUUUUAAUUCACAGUGAGCGCCACACCGGCUUAGACUGAGUGCAAAUUAAGGAAAACAGGGCUAUAAAGCUAAUGGAGAUGCAUUGGCCCACGUUAACUAUAAAGCAAUGGUGUUACUACAGGAAACUAGAGGUGUGAGAAGUGGUGUGUGGCACACUGGAGAGGGACCGCACACUGUGUUUGUUGAUUCUUGUCAAUGAGCAGAUUCUCCAUCUCAGCCUGAAGCCAUAAUUAUGGCGUUUUUUUUUUUUCGUUUUUUUUUUUUUUUUUGGCGGAUUUCCGUGAACUGACAUGGCCAGCUUCCUCCUACUAAUUUGUCAUUUCAAGUUGAAACUGAAAAGAGCUUGAUAACCACUUCCUUCCUUGUUUUUCAUACAUCUGAGCAACUGCAGUGGUGCAAGUGAACUGUGUAAAAGAUGUUGAUCCUCUUUAGUCCAGGGGCUGCCUUUAUGUGUAAAACAGUUUCCGCCACUACUUUACAGUUUAGGGUAUGUGUUAUUGAAAAUUAGAGCACCAGCAGGCACAAUUAAACCACACACUACUUCUGUAUGGUGUUUAAUAUCUGUUGUUGUUUUAUAUCUUGAAAAAAAUUCUUUGCUAUAUUUGUGUUAAGCCUGUUUUAGGAGUGGAUGAAAAAGAAGACACAGCCAGCAAUAGAUGCAAGAGCAUUUAGAAAAGAUUGCUAUUUUUAUGCAAGUUGCACAGUCAUUGCAGCUCCACUGUAUCUCUUGCAUCAUUAAAAGCGGCGGCCAGAAGUAUUGAGGCUCAGUUGCACUGAUUGAUUUCACUGCCUUAACUGAAACUGACAUGUGCCAAAUCAUGAUUUUCUAGCCAAAAAUAAUUUCCAUUUCGAAGCUCACUUUUUUUUUUGGGAGAGCCUGCCGGAUCUAUCUGUCACUUCUUUUCUCUGUAUGGGUAGUCACUGUUGAAUUUAAGUUAAGGUUGAGUUUGGCUUGCAGGUUAAAAAAAAGAAUGAAAUUUAAAAAAAAGAGUAGUGUUUUUAAAAUGUCAUAUCAUGUGGAGGGGGGGGGGGAUUAGAAUGAAUUUGCAUAACUGGAUAUUUAUAUUUCCAAUCACUCACACACUACAUAAUAUAUUCAGGUAAUUUCCAGGGUUCAUUCUGUGCGAAUGGGAAGUUGUCUGUGUUGCCUUUUCCUGUAUGAUGUAUAUUAUGCGUUGCUGAUGUCUUCUUUACUGUAUAUUUACAGCCUUUUUUCUGUAUUAUCCAAAAUAACCUAUAUUUUUCAAUAAAAUAAAGCCUGAACAUCCUUA
Messenger RNA from Lates calcarifer (barramundi perch), 3638 nucleotides. RefSeq names its product cdc42 effector protein 4-like. The record is from RefSeq and is a predicted model, not a curated record. Lineage: Eukaryota; Metazoa; Chordata; Actinopteri; Centropomidae.